AUGCUUGCAAAGAACUUCGAAAGAUUGAUGAAAAAUCCAAGAUUCAAGAAGAAGUUCUCUGAAAGACUGAAGGAUAACCAAAAGGGAGCCAUACCAGAAGAAGAGAUGAAGGAUCGAAGAGGUCCUCAGUGUUUUGAGUGCUCCAGCUUUGGGCACGUGAGGGCUGAUUAUGGGAAUGUCACGCAUGCCAAGGGGAAGGCCUGCAACGCUACUCUCAGCGAAUCUGAAGAAGAGGAGACCCCAGACAAGGAUCAGAAGUUUCUAGCCUUCGUGGCACCUCAUGAAGAAUCUGAGGGGUCGCACUCAUACUAUUCAGAGAGUAGCGAUGAAGACAGGGAAGAAUUGAAAGAGGCAUACAAAGUCCUCUAUGUGAAGUUUUUAAAGCUGAGGGAGACACACCAACAACUUGUGCAGGAACUGAAUAGUUCGCAGACUGAGAACAGUUCCAUACUUCUCAAGAUCCAAGAUUUGGAAGAAAAGUUAUUGGAGACACAGUUGCAGUUGGAGAGAAGCCCAACAGACAAGACAGGACUCGGGUAUGUAGCCUCUACUUCUGAUAUCCUCUCUACUUCCAAGACUGUAUUCGUCAAACCCACAAUCCCCGAGCCUCCACCCGCCUGCGUGGAUAAGGGAAAGACUGUCAUUGGUAGAGAUGUUCCGGCUAUUGCAAAGGCCACUCAGAAGCCUCCUACCAUUAGAGGGCCUCUUAUAUGCCACCACUGUGGAUUAAGUGAUCACAUCCUACCCAAUUGUUCUCUUCUCAAAGCUCAGAGAUCAAAGGUCAAGAAGGAGCUACCAAGAUAA
This is a messenger RNA of Alnus glutinosa, 804 nucleotides long. RefSeq lists its product as uncharacterized. Bases 1 to 804 code for a protein of 267 amino acids. Lineage: Eukaryota; Viridiplantae; Streptophyta; Magnoliopsida; Fagales; Betulaceae. The record is from RefSeq and is a predicted model, not a curated record. The transcript is spliced from 3 exons.